ACACUCGACACCUUUUCUCCUGUCAAUCAGAAUGGUAGUUUUGAGUUUGAUCGCAUCAUCAAGUCUGGCCAAGUCUCGAAGCGAACUCGCAAGACCAAGUCAUGGAAACCCAUAUACAUCGUACUGAGGCCCAAUCUUCUCUCCAUAUACCGUGACAAGGCCGAAACAAAACUGCGCCACCAGAUUACCCUCUCCGAUCUAACUGCUAUUGCUCGCCAAAAGGAUCCCAAAGGAAAGGCCAAACACGUCUUUGCCCUCUUCUCUCCCUCGCGGAACUACCAUCUAGAGGCUGCUUCGGACCAGGACGCUCAAGAUUGGGUCCAGCUCAUUAGGCGUGAGGCUCGCAUUGAUCGGAAUGAAGAAGAGAUAGUCUUGGCCAGUCCCGGUGGUGCAAAGAGCACCUAUCGUGGUUUCGAGAGGCACACUGAUCAUACCAUUAACCAGGACAUUCCUCAAGGUUACAGUUCUUCGGACGCAGAGACUCCCGUCUAUAAUCCUCCGAUACGUCGACCAAAGCAUGCCUUGCACAGUAAACGCAGACCCUCGCACACGCUUGAUUACUCUGGUCCCGAAAAUGCUUCAUACUCUGAUUUUUCAGACUCACAAGGCCCUUCAGCUCGCAUGUCAUCCCUGUCAUUGACUCUGGCCGAGAAUCAGUCACAACAGAUGCCACCUAUGGCUGGUGCCAACACGAUUUAUGGAGCAAACACCCGUACCCCUUUAGCACCACGUAACGUUAGCCAAACAUCAGGCAUACAAAUCGUAAAACAAGACGAAGAAAGAGUCAUCUGUCAGGGCUGGAUCUACAUGCUCAAGUCAAAGUCAGGGGUACGACAAUGGAAAAAGAUGUGGAUGGUGUUGAGGCCCAAAUCACUGGCGCUGUACAAGAACGAAGAAGAAUACGCAGCAGUGCUGCUCAUUCCGUUCCACAACAUCAUUGAUGCCGUCGAGAUCAAUCCCAUUAGCAAAAGCAAGCAAUUCUGCUUGCAGCUCAUCACGGAAGAACGCAACUAUCGCAUGUGUGCACCCGAUGACGAUGGGCUGGCGCGGUGGUUGGGAGCGGUCAAGAGUCUGCUGGUCAAAAGAAAAGAGAUGGCUGGGAGCAUGCAACGAGCAGGGACGGGAGCAAGCUAA
Molecule: messenger RNA, 1134 nt
Organism: Aureobasidium melanogenum CBS 110374
Lineage: Eukaryota; Fungi; Ascomycota; Dothideomycetes; Dothideales; Saccotheciaceae
Product: PH-domain-containing protein
Exons: 1
Source: RefSeq, a predicted model, not a curated record